CCGGGCGGGCGGAGGGGCCGCGGGUGCGGGGCGGGCUCCGCGCGAGGCGGGCGAGGGCUCCGCGCGGCCCCAUGCUGCUGCCGCUGGCGUGCCUGCACGGGCGGGUGGCGCAGUGCCUCACCUCCUUGCUGGUGCUCGCAGAGCCGCUCCCCAGGCCCCGGCGCGGCGGCGGGAGGGAGCGCGGCGCGGCGCGCCCCAAGGCCGAGGCCCGCCCCGCCGCCCGGCCCACGAAGAUGGCCGCGGAGCUGUACCCGACCCCCGGCGCGGACGCCGAGGCCACCGACAUCGCCAACAGCAACGCCGCGGGCAGGAAGGCCAGCCCCUGCAGCCCGCCCCGCCCGGCGCCCGCCCCGCCGCCGUCCCCACCCGCGACGCCGGCCCCGGACAACAACAACCCGGAGAGUCCCCACUGGCAGUCCUUCCACCCGACUCUGCGCGAGAGGAACGCGCUGAUGUUCAACAACGAGCUCAUGGCCGACGUGCACUUCAUCGUGGGGCCCCUGGGGGCGUCCAGGCGCGUGCCUGCCCACAAGUACGUCUUGGCCGUGGGCAGCUCUGUCUUCUAUGCCAUGUUCUACGGGGACCUUGCGGAAGUCAAGUCUGAAAUUCACAUUCCUGACGUGGAGCCUGCUGCCUUCUUGGUCUUACUAAAGUACAUGUACAGCGAUGAGAUCGACCUGGAGGCAGACACAGUACUUGCCACUCUGUAUGCUGCUAAGAAGUACAUUGUGCCUGCGCUAGCCAAAGCCUGUGUCAACUUUCUGGAGACAAGUCUGGAAGCCAAAAAUGCCUGCGUCCUGCUGUCCCAGAGCCGGCUAUUUGAGGAGCCUGAGUUGACCCAACGCUGUUGGGAGGUCAUUGAUGCACAGGCUGAGAUGGCUCUGAGGUCCGAAGGCUUCUGUGAAAUUGACCGGCAGACACUGGAGAUCAUCAUGACCAGAGAGGCCCUCAACACCAAGGAGGCUGUGGUCUUUGAGGCUGUCCUGAACUGGGCAGAAGCAGAGUGCAAGAGGCAGGGCCUGCCAGUCACUCCACAUAACAAAAGGCACGUCCUGGGGCGGGCUCUCUAUCUUGUCCGAAUUCCAACCAUGACCCUGGAGGAGUUUGCCAAUGGUGCUGCACAGUCAGACAUCCUGACCUUGGAGGAGACCCACAACAUCUUCCUAUGGUACACAGCUGCCAACAAGCCUCUCCUGGACUUCCCUCUAACCAAGAGGAAGGGCCUGGCCCCACAGAGGUGCCACCGGUUCCAGUCUUCUGCCUAUCGCAGCAACCAGUGGCGGUACCGGGGGCGUUGUGACAGCAUCCAGUUUGCAGUGGACAGAAGGGUGUUUAUUGCCGGGCUGGGCCUGUAUGGGUCCAGCUCUGGGAAGGCUGAGUACAGUGUGAAGAUAGAACUCAAGCGACUAGGAAUGGUCCUGGCUCAGAACCUGACCAAGUUUGUAUCAGACGGAUCCAGCAACACCUUUCCAGUCUGGUUUGAGCACCCGGUCCAAGUAGAACAGGACACCUUCUACACUGCCAGUGCUGUCCUGGAUGGCAGUGAGCUCAGCUACUUUGGGCAGGAGGGGAUGACGGAAGUACAGUGUGGGAAGGUGGCUUUCCAGUUCCAGUGCUCCUCAGACAGCACCAAUGGGACUGGAGUCCAGGGUGGGCAAAUCCCAGAGCUCAUCUUUUAUGCAUGAGGCCGUAACAGGGCUUGGCACCUGCUCUUCCUCAUAGGGAGGCCACCCAGGAAGUGUGUGGUAGGUGCAGGACACUGCUGACUGCCUUACUCACACUGGUACAGCUCCUUCUCCAAGCAGCCAGGGCCUGAUGGCUGAGGCCUAGGUGUCUCCUGUACACUGAGGUACACGUCUCAAGAAGGUGGGCAGGUGUAAGGCAGGCCCCAUAUACCUGCCCAGUGGCACUCAACAACUUUGGGGGCACUUGGAUAUUUCUCCUACCCUUUUGGAUUCUAGGUGGCUCUAGGCUUACCUUGAGACCUGUCCUUCAAAACCCAAAUUGCUGAAAAGUCACUUAAAAUAGUUCAUCUAUUUAAGUGGAUUUUCGUAAUAAAGGUUUAACAAAACCAGAACCACGUGUAGGUAAAGUGACUUAAGAGUUAUAUAAAUUGGGGUGUUCUCUUUCUCAGACAGCUGAGAAUAGCUGCCAUGAAUAAGCCAUAUAUAAUUGCUGAACCGUGCUGAAUGGUCAGAAAACACAUCGUGAGGGAGCCUUUCUGUCCCUGAGACUCCUGUAUGGUGUCCAGGCUGGCUCCCUCUCCAGGGCUACAGCUAGGACACUGUGGAAGGCCAGGUAUAUGGCCGUUGCUGUGUGCAGAGCAUCAAAGUCCUACGGCAGGAGACAAAUUCGAGAUGCUGGCUGUGCUUCACUGUGCGUACACUGGGUGAAGCAACUCCCUAGCCCCUGUGUCUUUGUUCUCCACAGCUAUUUGCUUUGUCCUGGAAAACCUUGGCCUGACCAAGGACUGUCCCCACCAGCAGUGACAUGGUACAUGGUGUCGGCCCCAGCCCAGUGUGCUUCUGUGGUUGCUGCCAAGCACCAGGAUCUCAGAUGACACACACUGUAUUCCCGGCCCUCUACCCCAGCCCCAGGUAGUGCUUUGUUACUACAGACGACACUUGAGACAUUGAUGGAUCAAGAGUAAGGAGAAGGCCACCAACCACCCUUCUUGAUAAUAAAAGUUAUAGAAAGGCAGUGGCUGGGAAAGCACCUGCCUCCCAAGAGCUGUCAUCCUUCUGAGGAGGCUGUGCCUUCCUCAAGGCACCUGCAGGCCAAGUAUUAUCAAACCCUGU
Messenger RNA from Perognathus longimembris pacificus (Pacific pocket mouse), 2798 nucleotides. It is a transcript of the gene Btbd6, whose product is annotated as BTB domain containing 6. Gene Ontology annotation, biological process: neurogenesis. The coding region runs from base 72 to 1685 and encodes 537 amino acids. The record is from RefSeq and is a predicted model, not a curated record. Gene Ontology annotation, molecular function: protein binding. NCBI's taxonomy places the organism in Eukaryota, Metazoa, Chordata, Mammalia, Rodentia, Heteromyidae. The transcript is spliced from 4 exons. Gene Ontology annotation, cellular component: cytosol.